AUGUUUCAGAUUGCCAACGCGGCAAAAAUAGUUCAAAACGCCCACUUCUUAUCAACAAUUCCAACAAAUCAACAGCUGCUCAACAACAACCAACGAUUAAUCACUUAUAAUAUGCGCAAUGCUACAAUUGUUGUGAUAGGUGAUAUAGGUCAUAGUCCACGUACGUGUAAUCAUGCCUUUUCACUUGCCUCGCAUGGAUUAAAAGUAAAUAUUGUUGGCUAUUUAAAUUCAAAACCUCAUCCAAAGAUUAUUAAUCAUGAAAAUAUCAGGUUAAUUUUUAUUCUUUUUUUAAUCCCUUUAAUUUUAGAAUUUCCCCAAUUUCACAACCUCCUUCAUUUUUAUCAAACAAUAAUCAAAUUCUACGUUUCCUGUUAUUACCUUUAAAAUUCAUUUGGAUAUUUUUUAUUCUUGGAAUUGCUUUAAUAAGAAUUUGUAAAAAUGAUGGGAAGGAUAAAAACAAUCUACUCCUCCUCCAAAACCCUCCUGGAAUUCCAACAAUUUUUGUUUGCUAUAUUGUUGCCAAACUUAAAGGAAUGUUUUUUCUAAUUGAUUGGCAUAAUUAUACUUUUUCAAUGUUUGGUAAAUCCAGGUUUUUUUAUAUUUCUAGAGAUCGGCCUAGAUAUGGAUC
Molecule: messenger RNA, 628 nt
Organism: Meloidogyne enterolobii
Lineage: Eukaryota; Metazoa; Nematoda; Chromadorea; Rhabditida; Meloidogynidae
Source: the annotation of a GenBank genome assembly